AAACCAUUAAUUUUCAUUUGAAAGAGAAGAAUCACAAGUUCAAAGUCAAGGGUGUAUGAGUGUGAGACAAAGAAACUGGCCUUCAUUGAAGUUUUUGUUCCUCAAUAAUGCGUGUAUAUAAGGACACAGUUUAAGUCCUUUGGAACUAACACAAAACAUGGGAAGGCCACGCAUUCGGUUGUGUUUUGGUCGCGCCACGCCUCGUGUUCGAGCCUUUUCUGCAUCUUCUUUUCGAUCCAAGUCCCCUUCCUCCUCCUCUGCCUCAAUCAAAUGUGAAAACAGGACUGAGUUUUCAAGCAACGGAGGCCACGAAGCUGGCAGAGACAACAGGGGUGAAACGGGAAAUAAGAUACUGGUGGUUGUUGAUUCUAGCUUUGAAGCUAAAGGGGCUCUUGAAUGGGCACUCUCUCACACUGUUCAGACCCAGGACACUGUUGUUCUUGUUCAUGUAGCCAGACCCACAAGGGAAGGAACUGAAUCUGGUUCGAAGUUUAAUGUGAAGACUUAUCAACUUCUCCUUGACAUGAAAAGCAUGUGCGAGAUGAAGAAACCCGGGGUGGUAGUGAAUGUGGUGAUGCUUGAAGGAGAGGAAAAGGGUGUUGCAAUAGUGCAAGAGGCAAAGAAACAGAGGGUGUCAUUAUUGGUAGUGGGACAAAGAAAACAAUCCAUCUUGGGGUGCAUCAUGCGGAGGUGGGUACGAAGAAGGGGAACAAGACCUGGGAUUGUUGAGUAUUGUAUACAGAACUCCCCUUGCAUGACCAUUGCGGUGAGGAGGAAGAAUAAGAAACAUGGAGGCUACUUGAUUACCACCAAACGCCAUAAAAACUUUUGGCUUUUGGCUUAAUAUGAAAUGAAAUGGGAUAAGGACCAUAAAGUAUUAAGGUUGUUGAAAUUGGUUACUAAAAAUUCAAUGUACUUGUGCAUUUUGGAAAUGGUCAUUUUUAAGUUGCAAGUCAUUGUGCAGCUACAACACUGUACUAUGGGAAGUGACUAAGACAUUGUACAAUGGGAAAAUGCAGUUUAAUUACAAUUUACAAGGUACUGCUAGUGUCGUA
Molecule: messenger RNA, 1055 nt
Organism: Glycine soja
Lineage: Eukaryota; Viridiplantae; Streptophyta; Magnoliopsida; Fabales; Fabaceae
Exons: 3
Coding region: 158-844 (228 amino acids)
Source: RefSeq, a predicted model, not a curated record